AGCGGUGUGUGGAGAUGGCUGAGGACAAGGAGCAGCAAAUUCAAGAGACAAGAAAAAGGUUUACUCAGGAGUAUCUGCAAGAUAAGGCUGACAAGUAUGAUUCUCGUGAUGUGGACAGACUACAGACCGACGACGCCUUGGUGGAAAACUACCUGAUGUGGAGGCACUAUGUAACGGAGGAUGCUCUGAAGAUGAUAGAUGAAAGCCUGAAAUGGAGGAAAGAAAUUGGUGUGAAUGACUUGAGUGAAUCCACUAUUCCUAAGUGGUGUUUUGAGACUGGAGCAACUUAUCUGCAUGGAUACGACAAAGAAGGAAAUAAAUUGUUGUGGCUCAGGGUAAAGCUCCAUGUACGUGAUGGUAAAACAAAUGAGGACAAGAAAAAGUUUGUGGCAUUUUGGUUGGAGCGCUAUGCCAGGAGAGAACCAGGAAAGCUGCUAACUGUUGUUUUUGACAUGCUUGACUCUGGAUUAAGCAAUAUAGAUAUGGAUUUUGUUCGGUUUGUUAUCAACUCUUUUAAGACCUACUACCCCAGAUAUCUGUCUAAGAUGGUAGUCUUUGAAAUGCCAUGGAUAUUGAAUGCUGCCUUCAAAAUUGUGAAAAGUUGGCUUGGUCCAGAGGCUAUAAAUGUGCUGAAAUUUGUGAAUAAGAAUCAAGUUCAGGACUACAUCAGCAUUGAAUACUUGCCACCACACAUGGGAGGAACUGAUCCCUUCAAGUACAGUUAUCCUCCAUUACCCGACGAUGACUUUCAAACGCCGUUGUGUGAGAAUGGUCCAAUAGCAAGUGAAGACGAUUCUGAAAGCAAACUGAGCGAAUCAGAUCUCCGUGACUCAGUCGAUUCAAUCGUGCCAAAAAAGAUGAGCAUCAAUGAAGACCAAAUUAAACAGGAGGAUUUAGACAAAAAUGAUAUAAAGCAAAAAAACAACCGGAAGGCAUCAACAGUUUUUAAAGGGCCUUUCUUGCAUAUCAGUCCAGCAGAAGAGCUGCAUUUUGGGUCCAAGGAAAGUGGGGAGCGAAAAUGUAUCAUCGUGCUGAGUAAUGUAACAAAAAACACAGUGGCAUUUAAGGUGAGGACAACUGCUCCUGAAAAAUACAGAGUCAAACCAAGUAACAGUAGUUGUGAACCAGGAUCGACGGUUGAUAUUGUUGUGUCUCUGCACGCAGCCUUUGUAGCCUCUCUUCAGGACAGAUUCUUAGUAAUGGCGGCCGAAAUGGAACAGCCCUCCAGUGCCAGCACACAAGAACUUGCACAGUUUUGGAAGGAGCUGCCCAGGAGUAAAGUUAUGGAGCAUAGGUUAAGAUGCCAUGUUAUUGAAAAUAGCAAGCCAUCGUCAUUAAUCCUGAAAUCAAACACCUUAAACCACACUAUAUCAGACAGUGACGAUUUGCAUUUUAAGCUGAAUCAGCUGUUGGAAACGAACAGAAGAUUAGAAGCACGGAUUGGACGCUGUAUCUGGUUUCAGCAUAUGUUAGCCGCCUUAUUAUCCAUUCUGGUUGCCAUUGUUGCUGCAGGAGUGUAUAAGAUGAAACACCAGGACUGUUAAAUGUGUCCUUCUUCUACCAGUUCCGCUGCCUACGACACCACCUGUGAGAAUAAUGGAUCUGCCCCCCCCCACAUGACCAAAGUUGCCUUCGAAGCAGUGUUAUGUUAUUUAAGAAAACUGUUUCAUAAAGAAGUUACAGCGUUCUCCAGACGUAUCGAUAAUGCCAAUAUUUGGUGUAACUUUGCUUGUUGUUUCAGUUGUGAAGCUCUACUUGUAGCUGCAAAAAAUGUGAACGAUUUUGUUUUCUAAUAAUAAAGGCCAUACAGAUCUUAGAAACGGCUGCCGUCAUGACCCUGAACGUUAUAUUAAUAUAAGCCUUGGAUACUUCUCAAGGUAAUAUUUAAGUUCUAAGCAGAUGUUGGCUACAAGAAUGCACUACAGAAUUCUUAUGGAACCUGUGAAUUUACCAUGUAGACGACUGCGCACCUUUAAGCAAGCUUGCUUAUUUCUCUAUACUAGUUUCCAAAUUUGAUCUUUGUUGCCAUAGCUCUUACAUACCAUGAAUCCUCGAGCCAUCAGUUGUCCAGUGUAAUCACUGUUAUCACUAAUAAAUUAGUGCUGAACAUUUGCUUUGAUGGAGUCCGUGUGAAUAUCUCAAUGGUGGGGAUCCCGUGAAUCAGUGGAUUUAGAUGCUUUAAUACAAUACUGUGCUACAGUAGAACUUAGUGACGUUGCCAUUGGCUUUCGUUUGCUCUUCUCAUAGAUAAAACCCAGGAACCUCCAGAGGCCAUUUGUUAAGAAGGAUUGUAUUGAUAGGACAUUGCUGUUACUUGGUUUGAAGGAUGAAUGCAUAUAGUGCAUCUAGCCAAUUAUAACCUCAGGUUUCAGCCCCUCCUUUUCCUGCUGCUACUCAUAAUGUAAAUAAAUGUUUUUAAGAUACUA
Xenopus laevis (African clawed frog) is the source of this 2426-nucleotide messenger RNA. It is a transcript of the gene mospd2.S, whose product is annotated as motile sperm domain containing 2 S homeolog. The record is from RefSeq and is marked provisional. Gene Ontology annotation, cellular component: endoplasmic reticulum-endosome membrane contact site; endomembrane system. NCBI's taxonomy places the organism in Eukaryota, Metazoa, Chordata, Amphibia, Anura, Pipidae.